Messenger RNA from Pyrgilauda ruficollis (rufous-necked snowfinch), 667 nucleotides. It is a transcript of the gene FKBPL, whose product is annotated as FKBP prolyl isomerase like. The record is from RefSeq and is a predicted model, not a curated record. Gene Ontology annotation, molecular function: protein binding. The annotation marks the transcript as partial. The transcript has a single exon. NCBI's taxonomy places the organism in Eukaryota, Metazoa, Chordata, Aves, Passeriformes, Passeridae.
GCCGAGCUGCUCCGCCUCGGGCUGCUCCGCGCGGCCGCCGCCGAGUUCCGCAGGUCGCUGCGAGCCGCCGUGGCGGCGGCGGGGCCGCCCCCGCUGCCCCCGGCGCUGGGCGAGGUGAAAGCCGAGCUGCACGCCGGGCUGGCGCUGGCGCAGCUGAGGCUCGGCCACGCCGCGGCCGCCGCCGCCAACGCCGGCAAGGCCCUGGAGCUGCGGCCCGCUCACCUGGAGGCCAGGUACGCGCGGGGCGUGGCCAGGGCCGCCAUGAUGGACCUGGAGGCCGCGCGGGAGGAUCUGCAGGCCGUGCUGCGCGCGCGGCCCGGGCACGCGGGGGCCCGCCGCGAGCUGGGCCGGGUGCGCGGCAAGGCCCGCGAGCGCGACCGGCGGCUGGCCACGCGCCUCGGCAAGAUGUUCGCCUGACCGGCAGGUGAUUAGCGCGGGUGCGUGCUAAUUAGGGGUGAUUAGCGCUAGUUAGUGUCCGCUGUGGGGUGUUCAGGCCAUAAUCUGGGGAAAUUAGGGGGAAAUUAGCGCUAAUUAGCCUGAUUGGGUACCAAUUAGGGUGUAAUUAGCGCUAAUUAGUGUCCAUUAUGGGGUGUUCAGGCCAUAAUCUGGGGAAAUUAGGGGGAAAUUAGCGCUAAUUAGCCUGAUUGAGUACCAAUUAGGGUGUCUA